AUGAAAAGGCAGAAAGAUUGCGUUGGAUUGAUUUGUAGCGAUAUUGAUUUUGUGGAAUAUUUUGUUUUUUUAUUGACUUCGAUAAAACAUUAUACUUUAAAAGCUAUUUGGUGCUCCGACUUGGAAAGAAGUAUUCAGUUAGCCGCAGAUAAUGAUAUUCCAUCGGUUUCACAUACUGCUUAUCAACUUAUUUCCAGGACUGAUAUCAAUACAGUUAUUAUAACUGGUUAUCCUAGUCAUAAUGCUCUUUUUUAUGCACAGGCUCAAGCAUUACAAAAAUGCGUUAUCUGCAUUGGAGCUGUUUCGCUAUCUAUCGAAUGCGCCCAACUAUUAAACGAGAUUGCACAGAAAUAUAAUGCUAGUAUUAACGUAAUUUAUCCAUUAAAAUAUUCGACUCCUUUGGCUUUGAUUCGUUCAAACUUAGCAAAAAUCGGUGAAAUUCAAAACAUCAAUCUUGAAUCAACAUUUAAGGCAAAAAUUUUAGAAAGGAAUCGAUUAUAUUAUGAUUCAAAUGUAAUGCUACAAAAAUUAGGGCAUGAAUUUAUUGACGCUGUUUAUUCAUUAUGUGUUGAAAUGCCGCAGAAAAUUGCGGUAGCGCAUCGCGAUACGAGCAGCAUUGUUGAUCAUUUUCGACUUCGUGAACUCGAAUCAGCACAUUUGCAAAUUGCUUUUGGGAAUAUCGUCGCAAGUUUUCAUAUAACUGUUUCGAAUGUGGAUUCGAUAAACAUUCGUAUUCGUGGAACGCGUGGUUUGAUGCAAUUAAAUGAGCAUAUAUUAACAAUUGAAACGCAAGAAAGCCAAUCGGUUCUUUGGCGUGGGGACGGAGUUUUCGAGAAUGUCAUUAAAGAAGGCAUUAUGAAUGCCCUUAAUUCCAAAGCGUUUAUGGCAGGACCAAGUGAAAUAUGCUUAGUCCAUUGUUGCUCCUCCUAA
This is a messenger RNA of Dracunculus medinensis (Guinea worm), 930 nucleotides long. Lineage: Eukaryota; Metazoa; Nematoda; Chromadorea; Rhabditida; Dracunculidae. The record is from the annotation of a GenBank genome assembly.